Messenger RNA from Ascoidea rubescens DSM 1968, 1056 nucleotides. It is a transcript of the gene ERG20, whose product is annotated as bifunctional (2E,6E)-farnesyl diphosphate synthase/dimethylallyltranstransferase. NCBI's taxonomy places the organism in Eukaryota, Fungi, Ascomycota, Saccharomycetes, Ascoideales, Ascoideaceae. The record is from RefSeq and is a predicted model, not a curated record. The coding region runs from base 1 to 1056 and encodes 351 amino acids. Gene Ontology annotation, biological process: trans, trans-farnesyl diphosphate biosynthetic process. The transcript has a single exon. Gene Ontology annotation, molecular function: dimethylallyltranstransferase activity; (2E,6E)-farnesyl diphosphate synthase activity. Gene Ontology annotation, cellular component: cytoplasm.
AUGAGCAAGGCUGAAAGCAAAUCUAAAUUUUUGGCUGUUUUCCCCAAAAUUGUCAAUGAGCUACAAUCCAUUUUGAAAUCCUACAACAUGUCUCAAGAGGCAAUCGAUUGGUUUACAAAUAAUCUUAAUUACAACACCCCUGGCGGUAAACUAAACCGUGGUUUAUCUGUUGUCGACACCUACGUUAUAUUGAAAAACUACACCUCAAUUAACGAUUUGUCCACUGAAGAGUAUGAAAAAGUCGCUAUAUUAGGUUGGUGUAUUGAACUACUUCAAGCUUAUUUCUUAGUCGCCGACGACAUGAUGGAUAGCUCAAUCACAAGAAGAGGUCAACCUUGCUGGUAUAGAGUUGAAAAUGUCAAUCAAAUUGCUAUCAAUGACUCAUUUAUGUUAGAGGCUUCAAUCUAUGUUCUUUUGAAAAAUCAUUUUAGAAAUGAUCCCUAUUAUGUCGAUUUAAUUGAACUAUUUCAUGAUAUCACCUUUAAAACUGAAUUGGGUCAAUUGUUGGAUCUCAUCACUGCUCCCGAAGAUAACGUUAACUUAUCAAACUUUUCUUUGGACAAACAUUCUUUCAUCGUCAUCUAUAAAACCGCUUAUUACUCGUUUUAUUUACCCGUCGCAUUAGCAAUGUACAUGGCAAAUGUUUCCAAUGAAAUUGACUUGAAACAAGCUCAUGAUAUCUUAAUUCCCUUGGGUGAAUACUUUCAAAUUCAAGAUGAUUUCUUAGAUUGCUUUGGCAAACCCGAGGACAUAGGCAAAAUUGGUACAGAUAUUCAAGAUAAUAAAUGUUCUUGGAUUAUCAAUACUGCUUUGACUUUAGCCGAUAAAGAGCAAAAACAAUUAUUAGAUAACAAUUAUGGUCAAAAGGAUGCAGCCAAAGAAAAAAUUUGUAAAGAUAUUUUCCAAAACUUGAAAAUUGAUCAAAUUUAUCAUGAUUAUGAAGAAAAAAUUGUUAAUGAAUUAAAACAAAAGAUUUCAAAAGUUGAUCAAUCAAGAGGCUUUAAAUCAGAAGUUUUAUCUGUUUUCUUAAAUAAAAUUUAUAAACGUAAGAAAUAA